This is a messenger RNA of Batrachochytrium dendrobatidis JAM81, 2163 nucleotides long. RefSeq lists its product as uncharacterized. The record is from RefSeq and is a predicted model, not a curated record. Bases 1 to 2163 code for a protein of 720 amino acids. Gene Ontology annotation, biological process: mRNA catabolic process; negative regulation of translation. Gene Ontology annotation, cellular component: CCR4-NOT complex. NCBI's taxonomy places the organism in Eukaryota, Fungi, Chytridiomycota, Chytridiomycetes, Rhizophydiales. The transcript is spliced from 4 exons.
AUGGAUAGUGGCAUGCUUCAUUCAGCUAUUGGAACCAGGCAUCAAGAAAUACACACCGUUUAUUCAAUAGUAUCUUUGAGAUAUUCAGAUGCUGCAUUAGCAUACAAACAAGGAAAUUACCUGGAUUACAUCUUGUAUUUGAACAUGGCAUCUUGUGCAAUCAGUGACUUUCAAACUCAAGCCAAGAGUCUAGAUCAAUCAACAUCAUCCAACACAGUGCUGUCAGACAUGGAAAGACGAAUCUCUCAUUCAAAGCUAGUUGCUGCCAUGCAUCGUUAUAAAUUGUUUUUAUCCAAUGACUCGGAGCAUCCACAAUCAGAUAUUACUGCUGCAGACUACCUUUGUCAGCUUGAGAAAAUUGCCACUGACAGGUACUUGUUGCAUCAUACAGUAGAUAUUGCUGCUGCUAGAUCUAAACAUAUCAUGGACUCUUUAAAAAAUUUCAUGUAUACUCCUUUAGCAAUUCCAAAUGUGAUAGAUGCACUAUACCAUGCUGUAAAGAAUGCCGAUCAGAUUAAAAACUCGCUUGCCAUGCAGUCAGCUUUGGAAACACAUUCUGUGACUACUUUGAAUCUUAACUCGGAUGCUACUCCACCAUCACUCAACACACAUCACAAACCAUAUUUAUCUGAUGAUGAUUUUACAGCAGAUCUGGAUAACGAAUUUGACGACCUUUAUGAUAAAGAGUUUGGGAAACGGAUAGAAGAUGAAAUUGCCAAGAUCCCAUUGCCACCAUUGAUUGCAGAUCUUGCCAGCUCACAUUACAAUCUUGCUUUGGAAUAUUUCAAUUUGGGAUUGUAUAUCGACUCGAUCCAUUUAUUGAAUCCACUUUUGGAAGAACUCGAAUCACUUGAUUUGGGAUUGGCACUAAUGACAUGCAUGCUUGCCAUCGAAGUGCUGGUCACUUUGGAUAGAUAUACCGAUUGUGUGCGAGUUAUAACAAUGAUUGAAACAUGCAUUCUCCCAUUUUCUAAUGACUCGGACACUAAGCAGACGGAUCUCAUCAAAUCUUCAAGUUUACAGUCAGAAUCUAGAUGUUUAAAUCAAAUCCCUAUUCAAAACUAUAAGCAGCAAAUACACUCGGCUAUACCAUGCAUGUACUUUGGAUCCUUACUUUUGCUGAUUUCCGUUUUACGAACACGAGUUUCCCUCAUGGAUCCAACCUCUCCAGAAAAAGCACUGGCUAAUGUUGAAAAAGUAGAGCGUAUAUUAUCAGAGACUUUAAACGCAUUGGCACCAAUAUCUAAACCAGAUGCAUCGGCUGUUCAAAAUAAUACAAAAGAGGCAACGAUCCACUCUAAAACCCAAUCUGAUUUGAAAAUAGAGCUUCAGCAUUUGAUGGUGUCCAUGAAAACGCAAGCUCUGUGCCAGUUGAAGCAGUACGAUGCAGCCGUUGAUGUGUUAUUGAACUGUCUUGAUUUUUGCUUGAUCCCUAAUGUCAAGCCAUAUAUAGUGUCGACUGAAAACAUAACCGUGCAGUCCGCAACCACGUCAAAACCAGUUGAUACUGCCAUGAUGACAACUCGGAUGAUGUGGCCCUCGUGGGCAAUACGCCAUCUAGCCAUGGUAAAUAUUGAUUGUGGAUUUGCUCAUGCAUCUAUGGCAUUGUUGAAUCGAGUAGCCAUCAUGAACCAGUUUUCGGGCAUACAAAAAAACGACUACAAAAAGGCUGAUGAGUACCAUCACACUACAACACUUGCGAGCAUCCACACAUUUUAUUCGCAUUCAACCCCUAGUGUAGAUAUGGCAAAUAUGUAUCAGACCCUAUUGAUGAAAAGCAAACCUACACAACCAUCACAUGUAUACUUGCUGAGAUGGUUGGAGAGUAUUGUUUCCAAGAGUAUCGCGCAGCAGCAAAUGUAUCAAGAGUCAUGGAUUAGUAUUGUACCCGAUCAGUCUUUAUCAAUGCCAUCAUCUAUACGCGACUACAAUAUACGUGUUCAAAUACAGCCUCCGUUGGGCCAGCUUCUUACCAGCCAUUUAAAUGAGGCACUGGGUACAGGCAUGGACUUUAUAGAACGUGGUAUAACUUCGUUACUGGUUACGUACCUGCUUUGUGAUGUAGAUAGUCAAGUAUCUGAUCGUGAUGCAAUCCAAACCCAAUUCCUUAUGGUAUUGGAGUUGAUUCAAAAAUGGGUCAAGUCGUACCAUGCAACACAAUAA